GCAUUAGUGGAAGUUAAAAGAGAAGUUUACUGAAGAAACUAUUGCAUUCAGCCAGGAUAUGGUUUCUCGAGGCUUGCGCUCGCUUGCUUUUUGUGAUUUCACGCCUUUCAGCGAUGCUCAGAAAGUAAGAUUUCCAUGUGAGGCAAAUGUGAGAGAGAAUUCUGCUUAUUGGCUGUGCAACUCACCAGCGUCCUCUGAUGAAAUGAAUCCUCGUGCAAGUUGUGACAAGGAAGCAGAAUGAGGAAGUGAGUCUGAAUUCCGAGCGAGCAAACCACCACAAAAUAUGGAGCAACAUUCUGGUUGAUAAGCCGGCAGCCGCCAGCACAGGUGGAGUGUUAGCAAACAUGGUCGAUGCACGAUCUCUCCUGUGGUCUCUCCUCUUUUGCUCCAUUCUGCCAGAGGCUGUGACCUCGACCACAAGGCUACAAGGUGUACGGAAUUACCAGGUGGUGAAUCCGCGCAAACUCCACGCCAAGCAGAAACGAGAGACGGAGGGGCUUUAUCCAUCGGUUGUCCAGUAUGAAGUUCCCGUAGAAGGCAAGGAGUUGGUUCUACAUCUCGAGAAGAAUGAGGGUCUGUUUGCCAAGAACUACUCUGAGAGCUACACUUUGGAGAAUGGGACAGAAGUGUGGGAGACCCCCGUCUAUCCGGAUCACUGCUAUUACCAUGGUUACAUAAAGGGUGAAGAAGAUUCCUCGGCCAGCUUCAGCACCUGUGAUGGGCUCAGUGGUUACAUCCGCACCAAGGGCCAACGCUAUCUGAUGGAACCCCUGAAAGAAUCAGCCAGUGAUGAGCAUGCACUCUACAAAUAUGAAGAGCUCACCAUGCCUCAGAGCAUGUGUGGCGUGGUCAACACUUCAUGGGAUAACCUGGAGCCAAGAGUGGAAGAGACAUUUGGCUCUGCAAGUGAGAGGAGUGACUUCCUGAAGGCAAAGAAAUACAUUGAAAUGUUCGUGGUAACAGAUACCGCAGAGUUCCGACGCUUCGGGUCAGUGGAAGCGGUGCGGAGCAGGGUGUUUGAAGCUGUCAAUCACAUCAACCUGCUGUACAGGCCGUUGAGAACACAUGUGGCCCUGGUUGGUCUGGAGAUCUGGUCCAGGCAAGAUAAAAUAGAUGUUCUACGAGAUUCCGACCAGACUCUGAAAAACGUCUUGUCCUGGCGCAACCAGCAACUUCGACCAAAGCACGCUCAUGACAACAUCCAAUUCAUCACUUACGUGGAUUUCAAUGGAGACACCAUUGGCUUGGCUCAAGUGUCUGCCAUGUGUACAGGGGGCUCUGGAGCGAUUAAUCAGGAUCAUACGUCCAAUGUUCAUGGAGUUGCCUCGACCAUGGCUCAUGAGAUGGGACACAACUUGGGCAUGAAUCACGACAAUAACGCUUGCUUGUGCAAAUCCGCAUCAUGCAUCAUGUCUCCGGUCUUAAGCGCUUCCUUGCCGACAGAGUUCAGUUCGUGCAGUCACCAGAACUUCCAGAGCUUCACCUUGUCACACACGGCGUCGUGCAUGCGUGACGUUCCCAGCCUGGAAGAGAUUGUGGCGGCACCCAUCUGCGGGAACCACUUUGUAGAGAAGGGGGAAGACUGUGACUGUGGAACUGCCAAGGAAUGUCAAAAUCCUUGUUGUGACCCUCGGACAUGCAAACUGAAAGAGGAAGCCCAGUGUGCAGAUGGAGAAUGCUGCCAGGAUUGCAAGAUCAAAGCCGCGGGCGCACUGUGCCGGAGAGUCAGAGACGAGUGCGACCUUUCGGAAAACUGUGACGGCACGUCCAACAUAUGCCCGAAAGAUGCAUUCCGCAUGAACGGGACCCCUUGUAAGAGAGGGGCGGCUUUCUGUUACAAUGGAGGAUGCCCCACUCACCAGGAACAGUGUACCUCACUGUGGGGGCCUGGGGCUCGGACAGCACCUAAUCAAUGUUUCCAAACCAACACAAGGGGCUCGCUGUACAGUUACUGUAAGAAGACAACUACGUAUCGAUCCUGCAGGGAUAAGGACAUAAUGUGUGGGCAGCUGCACUGUAUCGGUGGCAACAAAAGGCCACCAUCUCACAGCACUGGGACAAUAACCAUUGGAAGUCAAGUGUGCAAAGUCGUUCUGGACCGGGAUGGAGUUAACCCAGGAUUAGUACACAAUGGCGCAAAGUGUGGAGACAACAAGAUGUGCGUGAAUGCAGAAUGUGUCGAAGUCAGAUUGAAGAACUGCACCAGCAAGUGCCCUCAGCAUGCGGUCUGUAACCAUCUGGAGAAGUGCCAGUUCAAGGCGGGCUAUAGUAAACACAGCAGCAUUUUCCCUGUUAUAGCAAUAGUGAUCAUCAUUGUGGUUGUGAUACUGAUCAUUGCCGUGAUUGGAGUGGGAUGUUUCGUAUACUGGAGGAGGUACAAGGCAAAGAGCCCGUCGCAGCCACGGUUCCAGUCAACAACCUUCGGACUCACAAACCCAACCUUUGCAGGAAGUGCACCAGCCACACCACAGAUGCAAAGAACCCACAACCCUAAGGGUCCAAUGCAAGUGGCUCCACCCCCUCUCCCUUACGCCAGGGGACCUCCUCCUCCUGCACCUGCCAAGGGUCCAAUGGCUACCGCUCCCCCCUUUCCUCCAUAUGCCAAGCCACCAUCUGCACCCAUCCCCACUGGCAGGCCAUUUCCACCUCGAGCUCCAGUGAAGAAGCCGGUGUUGCCUCCGCCAUCGGCCAAGGUCUUGAUGCCUCCAAACAAACCGAGAAACUGAACAUCAGACGGGAACUGACUGCUCCAACCUUCCAGUUACCUGUAGCUUGUAUUAAUUGUUCCGUUUAUUUAUAUGUGGUCGCAGUGAAAUUCGCAAAGCUUUUUCCUUCUCUAUUUAUUCUGUUGAUUUAUAGCCAAAGAUGCAAAGCAACUGGACUCCUAUAUCUCUACCUUGACCGGGGAAUGGGCAGGAGAGUGCAUGAUGUAUCAAUAGUCUCUGCUAAUGAUCAGUGGAUGUUACACUGGAGAUUUUUGAUGUGUGCAAAGUGGCGAUGUUUUUAUAAGGGCCAGAGUGAGAGAAUGCAUGUUUCUUGUAGAGUGAAGGGCAAUGCAGGUUGGAAUAAGGAAUCCCUAGAGAAAUCGAGGCUCUGGUCUGAAAAAUUGGAGGAGGCAUGGUGUGUAGGUAGGAACUGCAGAUGCUGGUUUACACUGAAGGCAGACACAAGAUGCUGGGGUAACUCAACGGGUCAGGCAGCAUCUCUCGUUAAAAAGGAAUAGAUGACGUUUCUGGGAAGUUGGAAGCAGAGGAAUGAAAAGGUACAGAUAAGUGGAGGCCAAUUCACUGGAUGUUUUCAAGACUGUGUCUGAUUACUGAUUGGGGAUGAUCAGCCAUAAUCACAUUGAAUGGCGGUGCUGGCUCAAAGGGCCGAAUGGCCGACUCCUGCACCUAUUGUCUACUGUCUAGAACAAAUCAGAGCCGGCACCGAUGGCCAAGGAGCGAACAAUGGUCCAUUGCUGGCAGUGGAGGAGGUGAUAACGAAGGGAUGUGAACAGUGACACUAGCAGGACAGCUAGAAACAUUGAAAAUAGGUGCAGGAGGAGGCCAUUCGGCCAUUCGGCCCUUCGAGCCAGCACCGCCAUUCAUUGGCUGAUCAUCCCCAAUCAAUAACCCGUUCCUGCCUUCUCCCCAUAUACCUUGAUUCCACCAGCCCCUAGAGCUCUAUCGAACUCUCUCUUAAAUCCAUCCAGUGAUUUGGCCUCCACUGCCCUCUGUGGCAGGGAUUCCACAAAUUCAACAAACUAGGGUGGGGGAAGAGACGGAAAGAGAGGGAAAUGCAAGGGUUACUUGAAAUUAGAGAAAUGCAGUUUAAUUUCCGAUAACUGAGGAAUUGCAUUUCGGGAAGUCAAACCGGAGCAGGACCUUUAUAGAGGACCCUGGGGAGGGCUGCAGAGCAAGGGAACCUACAUGUACAACUACAGCAUUCCCUGAAAGUGGUUUCACAGGUAGAUGUGGUGUAGCAGAAGGCAUCUGUAAUGUUGGCCUUCAUCAGCCAGGGGAGUGAGUCUAGAAGUUAGGACAUUACAUUACACUUGUACAACAUGCUGGUGUGACUACACUUGGAGUAUUGUGUUCAGUUAUGGUCACACUGCUAUAAAAUGCCAUCAAACUGGAAAGGUGCAGAGAUUUACAAAGUUGUUGCCAGAACUCGAGGGUUUGAUCUAUAGUGAGGUUGGGCAGGCUAGGACUUUUUUCCUUGGAGCGCGGGAGGCUGAGGAGUUGAUCUUAUAGUGGUGUAUAAAAUCAGGAGGUGAAUAUAUGGGGUAAAUGCAAUCUUUCUUUUCAGGGUAGAGGAAUCAAGAACUAGAGGACUUAUAUUUAAGGGGGGAGAGUAAGGAUGUAAUAGAAACCUGAGACGCAAAUGUUUCAUACAGUGGUAGGUAUAUUGAAAGUUCCACGAGAGGUCCCACCACUGCCAUUAAAUGUAGCCUUAUUUCUUGGGGUGGCACAGCGGUAGAGUUGCUGCCUCACAGCGCCAGAGACCCGGGUUUGAUCCUGACUAUGGAUGCUGUCCGCACGGAGUUUGUACAUUCCCACCCUGACCUGCGUGGGGGUUUUUUUCCAGGAACUCUGGUUCCCUCCCACACUCCAAUGACAUACAGGUUUGUAGGUUAAUUGGCUUGGUAUCAUUGUAAAUUGUCCCUAGCGUGUGUAGGAUAGUGUUAAUGUGCAGGGAUCGCUGGUCAGCAUGCACUCAGUAGGGCCGAAGGGCCUGUUUCCGUGCUGUAUGUCUAAACUAAAUUAAAAGUAUUGAUUGCGGCAGGCACAAUAACAAUAUUUAAACAAAUAUUUUGAUGAGUCAUAUUCUUGUGUGUGGCAUGCACAGCCUAAAGUUGUAAGACAACUUGUUCUGUUUGAUCUUCUGUCUGUGCACGCCAGGUUGAUUGCAUUCGUCGAAACAGGGUGGACCACGUGAAGGUUGCAAUCUCCCACCCCAUUUUGACAUGUCAAGGAUAGGAAAGGUUUAGUGGACUAAUGGGACUAGCUUAGAUGGACAUCUUAUGAUAUUUCCAAGCUGUAUGGGCCGACUCUAUUUGACAUCCCAUUUAAAGGUGGAGGUAAUGUGCAAUUUAUUCUCAAAUAAAAAUAAUCAAACAAC
Messenger RNA from Leucoraja erinaceus (little skate), 5103 nucleotides. RefSeq names its product zinc metalloproteinase-disintegrin-like batroxstatin-1. The transcript is spliced from 24 exons. Gene Ontology annotation, cellular component: plasma membrane. Gene Ontology annotation, molecular function: metalloendopeptidase activity. The coding region runs from base 345 to 2726 and encodes 793 amino acids. Gene Ontology annotation, biological process: proteolysis. NCBI's taxonomy places the organism in Eukaryota, Metazoa, Chordata, Chondrichthyes, Rajiformes, Rajidae. The record is from RefSeq and is a predicted model, not a curated record.